Symbiodinium sp. CCMP2592 is the source of this 561-nucleotide messenger RNA. NCBI's taxonomy places the organism in Eukaryota, Dinophyceae, Suessiales, Symbiodiniaceae. The record is from the annotation of a GenBank genome assembly.
AUGGUGACCAUGGUUGGCGGAGAUGCUGAUGAUGACGACGGCGAUGCCAGUUACGUGGCGAUGUGCAGCCACGUCAUCGCACCACCAUCCUGGAAGUACCUAGGAAGUGCUGCCGACGACGGCGACGUCGUUUGCACCUGCGGGCAGCUACGCACACGGGCCGAGGAAGUUGGUGACGAAGAGCAAAUCUUGGACUUGAUUUGCGAGGCCAAUGAGCUGCGGGAUGCCCUGCGGAACUACGAGACCUUCGAUGCUCUCUGGGAGCCUGCAUGGAACUUUGAAUACGACGAGGUGGUUUCGAGCCCUCUUCUUCGCAGCUGCUGGGUGCUGACCGGGCUGCUGCCGUGCGCCGCGUGCCGGAAGCUGUUUUUCGCCGCUGGAAGCCGUGGCUUCGAGGAGGACUCAGGCGAUGCUAGUCGCUUCGGGAGCCGGUUGCAGAAUUUUGGGCGCGUGCUGCGCUCGGAUGAUGAGCCUCUGGCUGAGCUCCUCUGGAAGCGAGCGCCUUCGCUUCACCUGCGGCCCUUCCACUCCUGCCCGCGCCCGCGGGCUGGCGCGCCGUAG